ACAAAUAACAGAAUAACAGGGGCGCGAUUUGUGUUCCUCCAUCCAUCCUCAUCUCCAUCUCUCUUCCUUUCUAUCUCCUCUCUCUUCGUGUAACCCACUCCACCUUCAUCAUCAUCACCACCUACAUUCUGUAAAUCGAUCCCAUAUUAAUUCGAUGAACACUUCUCAAACCCUAAUUUUCUAAUUUUGAUCCCAUUUUUUUGUUUUUUCGAGGCGGAAUUCGAUUGAUUUGAUAUUUUUGUCUUAUUAACACUGCAAACAAAAUUACACCUAGUGCAAACAAUCCAAAAAUAAAAAUUAAUCUGAAACUUCGCGAUCAGAUCUGGCGUCAUUGAAGCAGAGAUUUUACGUUAAAAGUCUGUAUAUUUCUUGCGCGAUUGAUUGAAUUUUGGUUAUCGUGUUCAGUGGCACAACUUGAAUUUGAAGAACAAAUUCCUUCUGAGUUUUUCUUUUUGGCAGGGUUUUCACAUUUAUCGAAGCGAAUUAUUUAGGGUUUAUCGUCUACCUCCAAUUUAUCUGUGUCGUUUGCAUUUUGGAUCGACUAUUUGAUCUCUACCUCACCUCACCGACUGCAGUGGUAGCUUGACGAUGGUGGAUCCUUUGAUGUGUAGUAUUCUUUGAACUGAUCACUUUAAAUGGAUGAGGGAAGCUCAAAACGAUUUGUCUUUUCUAGUACUUGAAUGAGGAUUGGAGAGGGAAGAUGAAGUAGAGAAAUUAAGCUGUGGAGUAUCUAUAUUCCGUAGCCUUUAGAGCUGGUAGAAGUUGUUAUUUUGUGAGUGUUUCUUCAAUGUGUACUUUAGAGAGUUCUUUAUGAUCCUGGAGCUGAGCCGUUACGUAAGUAAUCUGGACAAUUUUUUAAUAUGCAGUAACCUGGUUUUUCUGUGUUCAAAUGCCUCAUUCUCAUCUUCCACAAAUGAGGCAGGAUUUGACCUAUUCGACCUAAAAUAGGACGAAGAGACCACUAUCAUUAUUGACGAUAGUUUUGCUUAGACGGUGGUUCAUAGUUCCCCUACCCCUGGUUCUAGGAAAAAGGGUUUUGUUCCGUUGGCUCUCUCUUCCCUGAGUUAUCUUCUUGGCAACACCCCACACGGGACCGCAAGCGCCUCGUGUCGUGGGGUGGAAUGGAACAAAUAAGUCAUCCUGGUACUUUUGAGAUUUCUGGUACUGCAUCUAGGGUGCAGGAAAAAUUGAGAAAGACUCAGGCUAUUUAUUAUAAGAAUGGGCAGUUGGAUGAUAAUAUUUUCUGUGAUCAAAGUCCAAGAUUAGUUUAUAUUGAUGAUCCAAGGAGGACAAAUGACAAGUACGAAUUCUCAAGUAAUGAGAUCCGUACUAGCAAAUAUACAUUGCUCAAUUUCUUGCCGAAGAAUCUUUUCAUCCAAUUCCACCGGGUUGCAUAUCUGUAUUUCUUAGCCAUAGCUGCUCUCAACCAACUUCCCCCGCUUGCGGUCUUUGGAAGGACAGUGUCUCUGUUUCCUCUCCUGUUUGUGCUUAGUGUAACUGCUGUAAAAGAUGGUUAUGAAGAUUGGCGGAGACACAGGUCAGACAAGAAAGAGAAUAACAGGGAAACUCUUGUGCUUCAAUCAGGAUGUUUUGAGAUGAAGAAGUGGAAGGAUAUCCAGGCUGGUGAGAUUGUGAAGAUAUAUGCCGAAGAUACAAUUCCUUGUGACAUGGUAUUGCUGGGAACAAGUGAUACUAGUGGUAUUGCCUACAUUCAAACAAUGAAUUUGGAUGGUGAGUCUAAUUUGAAGACCAGGUACGCGAGACAAGAAACAGCAUCAGCUGUUGCAGAAGGAGAGACAGUUUCAGGACUGGUCAGAUGUGAACAACCAAACAGGAAUAUUUACGAGUUCACAGCCAAUUUGGACUUCAAAGGGCAUAAGUUUCCACUCAGUCAAUCAAACAUAAUUUUGCGUGGUUGUCAGCUUAAAAACACGGAAUGGGUGAUUGGUGUUGUGGUAUAUACUGGUCAGGAAACUAAAGCAAUGCUGAAUAGUGCAGCUUCCCCUGCUAAGAGAAGCAAAGUGGAAAAUCAUAUGAAUCGGGAAACUCUAUGGUUGUCGGUUUUUCUGCUUAUCAUGUGUUCUGUUGUGGCUCUUGGAAUGGGCCUGUGGCUUCAACGCCACAGGGAUCAGCUUGACACAUUACCUUACUACCGGAAAAGAUAUUUUACAAGCGGAAGAAAGGCAGGAAAAAACUACAAAUAUUAUGGGAUUGCUAUGGAAACUUUCUUUGCCUUCUUGAGUUCCAUUAUAGUCUUUCAGAUUAUGAUACCAAUAUCACUUUAUAUCACAAUGGAGUUGGUUAGACUAGGACAAUCCUAUUUCAUGAUUGGAGAUAAGCAUAUGUAUGAUAGCAGUAGUGACUCUAGGUUCCAAUGUAGAUCUUUGAACAUAAAUGAGGACUUGGGUCAGAUACGCUACAUAUUCUCAGAUAAGACUGGGACACUUACACAAAACAAAAUGGAAUUCAGGACAGCUAGUAUUCAUGGAAAGAUGUACGGGAGUAUAUCUUUUGCUGCUGCACCUUCCCCAGGCCAGAGCCUUUCAGGAGUCACUAGUGUAACAUAUGUGCCUAGAAAAAGAUGGAAACUGAAAUCUGAAGUAGAUGUUGAUUUUGAACUUAUGGAAUUGUUGCAUAAAGGAUCGGAAGGAGAUGACCGAAAUGCAGCUCAUCAGUUCUUCUUGACAUUAGCUGCAUGUAACACAGUCAUUCCUAUUUUCAAUCGAAGUUCUUCUCUGGAGCAUGCAGGAAAUGACGUUGAAGUAGACACUGAAGCAAUUGAUUACCAGGGUGAAUCUCCUGAUGAGCAAGCACUUGUUGCCGCUGCUUCUGCUUAUGGAUAUACCCUUUUUGAGCGCACUUCUGGUCACAUUGUGAUUGAUGUCGAUGGGGAGAAGCUCAGGUUAGAUGUGUUGGGUCUGCAUGAAUUUGAUAGUAUACGGAAAAGAAUGUCCGUCGUAAUUAGAUUUCCUGACAACUCAGUCAAAGUAUUAGUAAAAGGUGCUGAUACUUCUAUGUUCUCGAUUUUGGCCAAAGGAAUGGACAAAGAUGAUCAUGUAGAAACUGCUACUCAAGGUCAUCUUCUUGAUUAUUCUUCUUUUGGUUUACGUACACUGGUUGUGGCUGCACGAGAUCUGACAGAUGAAGAACUUGAGGAGUGGCAGAAAAAGUAUGAGGACGCUAGUACCUCUUUAACUGAUAGAUCUGCAAAACUACGUCAAACAGCAGCUUUAAUCGAGCGUGACUUGACAUUACUUGGGGCUACUGGUAUAGAGGAUAAGUUACAAGUUGGUGUGCCUGAAGCUAUUGAGUCCCUUCGCCAGGCGGGCAUUAAAGUUUGGGUUUUAACUGGUGAUAAGCAAGAGACAGCAAUCUCCAUUGGGCUUUCUUGUAGACUCUUGACCACUGAUAUGCAGAAAAUUAUCAUCAAUGGGACUUCAGAACAAGAGUGCAGAAGCCUUUUAGCUGAGGCAAAGUCCAAGUAUUUUGUCGCAUCAGCAUGUUGUGGAGAUGAGAGCUUGGUACGGAAAAAGGACGCUACAAAUGGUUAUCUUGAGAUCCCAGAUGAUUCAAAUAGUGCGGAUAUAGUCUCAUGGAGCCCAGGAAAAGAAGAAGAAUUGACAAGUUCUUCAUUGGCUCUAAUUAUUGAUGGGAAUAGUUUGGUUUACAUUCUCGAGAAAGAUCUUGAGUUACAGCUUUAUGAUCUUGCAACUUCUUGUCAAGUUGUGAUUUGCUGUCGUGUUGCACCCUUGCAAAAGGCUGGGAUUGUUGAUUUAAUAAAGAGUCGCACUGAUGAUUUGACACUGGCUAUUGGUGAUGGUGCAAACGAUGUUUCAAUGAUUCAAAUGGCGGAUGUUGGGGUUGGAAUUUGUGGUCAGGAAGGACGUCAGGCGGUUAUGGCGUCUGAUUUUGCUAUGGGACAAUUUCGUUUUUUGAAAAGACUACUAUUGGUGCAUGGUCAUUGGAACUAUCAGCGUGUUGGUUAUCUGGUCCUCUACAACUUCUACAGAAAUGCAGUAUUUGUACUUAUGCUGUUCUGGUAUAUAAUGUGUACUGCGUUUUCAACAACUCAGGCGUUGACUGAUUGGAGCAGUGUCUUUUAUUCUGUUAUAUACACUUCUGUGCCAACUAUUGUUGUUGGAAUUUUGGAUAAGGACCUGAGUCAUAAGACAUUGCUUGAGCAUCCAAAGCUCUACGGUGCAGGACAUAGACAAGAGAGCUAUAAUUUGCAGCUUUUUUGGAUAACAAUGCUGGACACCUUAUGGCAGAGUCUUGUCCUCUUUUAUGUUCCCCUGUAUACAUACUUCGACAGUACCCUUGAUAUUUGGAGUUUGGGCAGUUUGUGGACUAUUUCUGUUGUACUCCUUGUUAAUAUGCACUUGGCAAUGGACAUUCAGCGCUGGGUAGUUAUCACUCAUUCUGCUGUAUGGGGAUCAAUAGUCAUCACAUGUGUAUGUAUGGUGGUUUUGGAUUCUAUACCUAUUUUUCCGAACUACUGGACCAUUUAUCAUCUUGCAGUUACACCUACUUAUUGGCUAACAAUUGCCCUAAUUUUAGUCGUGGCAUUGCUUCCCCGCUUUCUUUGCAAAGCUGUGUUUCAAAUGUUUUGGCCUUCAGAUAUUCAGAUAGCUAGGGAAGCUGAGAUAAUGAAAAGGCGGAAAAAGCUAGAUGCAAAAACAGAGCAUGCCAGUUGAUGUGUUUAAUGUACAAACGUACAGGCUUUAUUUUCAAGACUACUGAUGUGCACCUAUUCUAUCUAUGGCCCCCAUCCCUCAAGUUCCACCAGUGAUGCUUGUCGGGAUGAUUUUUAAUAAGAUUGAAAAGGUUACUGACGUCAGUUUCGUCCUCGAUGAUGGAACCGGGAGGAUUAGUGUUAACAGAUGGGUUAAUGAACCUCACGACUCAAAUGAAAUGGCAAAGACAAUGUUGUUCAAUUCAAAGACUCGUCUCAAAUAUUUGCCUCGUGCUUGGAAGAACGACUGAAUUGAUCAAGACCACCAUAUUGAGGCCUCUACGCCACCUUUUGUAUAGCUAUGUAAAUGAGCAUCAAUUUGACACGUUAGCUAUUUUUUGUACAUGCUGAAACAAGUUAACGUAUCAAUUAUUGGAUGUACAACUCAAACAAAGUUGGGUGAGAAAAUCGUAGGUGAUCUCUUUUGGUAAACAUACACUUCUACUACUAUCAAGUAUAUACAAAGUUUAUGCUUUUCUUUUGGCGUUUA
Messenger RNA from Spinacia oleracea (spinach), 5222 nucleotides. RefSeq names its product phospholipid-transporting ATPase 1. The transcript is spliced from 11 exons. The record is from RefSeq and is a predicted model, not a curated record. Gene Ontology annotation, biological process: phospholipid translocation. NCBI's taxonomy places the organism in Eukaryota, Viridiplantae, Streptophyta, Magnoliopsida, Caryophyllales, Amaranthaceae. The coding region runs from base 1122 to 4694 and encodes 1190 amino acids. Gene Ontology annotation, cellular component: plasma membrane. Gene Ontology annotation, molecular function: ATPase-coupled intramembrane lipid carrier activity; ATP hydrolysis activity; magnesium ion binding.